GUCCAACCUGUGGCGCCAUCUUUAACUGAGCUUUAUAAUAAUAACAUCGCUACAUUUCAUUUUGGCUUGAGCAAAAUCACUCGCGCUUUCUUUAAAUGCACAUUUAUCUGCGUCACACUUAAAUUAAUUUAACCAACAUGACAUUCAGAUCUAACCACAAUGAGAUCAGAUAGCAUGCAUGCUAAGGCCACGUCAAGCUUAAACAUAAGCUUCUUCUGUUCUCUAAAACCAACGCCAACAGGUUUUUAGUGGCUUUAAAGACACACGAAAAAAGAAAAAGUUGAUGAGAUUUAUUUCAGGUCAAUAUUUCAGUUUUUGUUGCUUUGCCUUUGGAGAGAAGAUCAAAUGCUCACAUGCUUUUUGAAUAUAUAUAUUUUUUACAGCUUUUAAACAAUUUAUCCCUUCAGAGGAUUCUAGUUGAUUUAAUACAACACAAUGUGGCCCAGUUUUCAGGUAGUGGGCUAUAAAUUUACUAGAAGAGACCUGAACAUUCAGUUCUCGUAAACACAGGUGGUUUUGUGGUCACAAUGGUCGGACUGAUAGUUAUUGGUAACUACAACAAACCUCUGUAGUUACAGGUGUUGCUGGAGAAAAGUACAAAGUGACAUUUUCUUGAUCGGUCCAUUUUAUCAUCUAAGGAGAAAUUCUGAGCAAGGGAAAUGUUAAAUAUCUUCAGGUAGUUAUAAACCGUUUUCGGUUGAUAACUAAUGAACUAACAGCUCUACUGUAGUUUUUUCUCUAUUUUGAAGGUGAAAGGUAUUCCUUAAAAUGCAGGAAGUAAGUCCAACAGGCAACAAUAGGUUUAUUUCUGUCAUCAAGACCAUAAGUUUACAGCUACUGUUUUGCAAAAAUAGUGUUUCACUAUUAAAAAUAAUAACCAACAGCUUUGUUUAAGAUUUCACUGCAGGUAAUAGCAACAUUCAAUGUCUUUGCACAAUCUAUGCAUGUGUGACUGCUGCUGCAGGUGUGGUUUUGUGGUCAUUUCAGUGAAAAUCCUUCGUCCACACUGUUCGUGAUAAAACUCACCACUACAUAUCAGUUGAAAUUCGUUUUAACUAUUUAUAUUAUAUGCAACUUCAGUCAAUUUUUCCUACAAGCUUAAUUUCUUUUAAAUCUCAUCUGAUUUCCUUUUCAGGAUACGUGAGAAGAGACUCUCAGCAGCUCGUUUGUGGUCGGCCAUGUUUGUUUUUCCCACUCAUCACCUUCUCAGAACACAACUCACUGAUUUGAUUCAGUAGCAGCGGUGGUCCUGCGUCUUGCCUGUUGUGAGCCAAUUGUGUGUUCUUAUGCACAUUAAUGCAUUAUAAAUAUUCAACAUGGCGGGAUAAAAUAGCCAAUCAGCUUGCCUUAAACUAAUUGUGUAUCGUUACGUGUACAUUUAGCAACAUAAGAGUUACACCUUUAAAUAGAAACUCCUCCUCAAAAGGAGACGCACUUUGGAGCAUUAGUUUGUUUUCACACACUUCGACAACUAAAAAGGAAGAAGACUUCAUUCUCUUUUUACCUCCUGUUCGUCUGGAAAAGGUGCUUCACUCAUUUUGGACUAGAAUCAUGAAGGUCCUGCCAUUCUGCCUGCUCGUCUGCUUGCUCCCCCUGCAGGCCACCACCUCCGAGUUCGUAAAUACAACCUGCACCCCGGAACUGGAAAACACGCGCGAGCGCUACGAGAAGUUCAAAAGGCAGCACGUGGACAAGAAGAUGGCGGCGCAAAAAUGCACGGCAGUGAUGAAACAGAAGAAGAUCUACGACGACAACAACGUCUGCAAGAAGACGAACACGUUCAUUCUCGCUGAUGCCAAGGAAGUCCAGUCUGUCUGUAAGGGUCAAGGCAUUUAUAAUAACGAAAGUCAUUACACAGAGAGCAAAAAGAAGUUCAGAGUUGUGGUUUGUACGGUCAAGAAGCAAGCCAGGAAACCCAAAUGUGAAUACAAUGGAAAAUGUCUGAAAAACAGAGUCAUUGCUGUGAGUUGCAAAGAUGGUUUACCUGUGCACUUCGCAGGAGAUCACAAGUAAACCUAAUGGUGAGGAAAAAGCUUUAAAACAACUUUUUAAAAUUAAAGAUACUUACUAUAUAUACACCUUUUGAUGCAUUUUAGGAAACAACUAUGUCUUUCAUUUUUUGGCGUAUAAAAAAACCCAACCUAAUGUAUUUUCCUCAAAGUAUAAACAGAAUAAAGCCAUUACAUUGAACCUA
Messenger RNA from Poecilia latipinna (sailfin molly), 2194 nucleotides. Its product is annotated as ribonuclease-like. Gene Ontology annotation, molecular function: RNA nuclease activity; nucleic acid binding. The coding region runs from base 1552 to 2013 and encodes 153 amino acids. The transcript has 2 exons. The record is from RefSeq and is a predicted model, not a curated record. Gene Ontology annotation, biological process: defense response to Gram-negative bacterium; angiogenesis; defense response to Gram-positive bacterium. Lineage: Eukaryota; Metazoa; Chordata; Actinopteri; Cyprinodontiformes; Poeciliidae.